Molecule: messenger RNA, 231 nt
Organism: Lodderomyces oxycetoniae
Lineage: Eukaryota; Fungi; Ascomycota; Pichiomycetes; Serinales; Debaryomycetaceae
Exons: 1
Coding region: 1-231 (76 amino acids)
Source: RefSeq, a predicted model, not a curated record
AUGCUGAACCUCGGAUAUUUACUACCUCCAAAAGGGUUUAAAUUGCUACCUCCAAAAGGGUUCAAGUUACCACCUCCAAAAGGGUUCAAGUUACCACCUCCAAAAGGGUUCAAGUUACCACCUCCAAAAGGGUUCAAGUUACCACCUCCAAAAGGGUUCAAGUUACCACCUCCAAAAGGGUUCAAGUUACCACCUCCAAAAGGUUCAAAGAGAGUUGUAUUACUAAAUUAG